AUGUACUUCCUUGGGCCACAGAACUGCGUACUUUCCGUAGUCGAAGGAAGAUCAAAUGAUGGCACCUUCGAAGUACUCGAUCAGCUUCGCGCAAGCAUGCAGCUUCUAGGAAUCAGGUACUACUUCCAGUCGAGCGAUAUCAACCCGAUGGCCAAAGGUAAAGAUCGCAUCGAAGGUCUUGCAAAGCUCCGCAAUCUGGCCCUAAAGGAUCUUAUCGCACAUCCAGAACAGUACGACGAGGAUACUACAGUGAUAUUCUCCAACGACGUGGCUCUAUGUAUGGAAGAUCUCCUAGAGUUAAUCCAUCAACGCGAGUUCCAAGGGGCGGAUCAAACAUGUGCUAUGGACUGGACAUACGUUGGCGACAAUCCAACGUUUUACGAUGUCUGGAUCGCGCGUGGCAUGACAGGCGAUCUGUUCUUCAACAUUCCCGAAGACGGAAGCUGGGACUCUGCUUGGAAUCUUUUCUGGAACGAUCAAAAAGCCCAUGCGCGCUGGUCUAAUUCAAAACCUUUCCAGGUCUUUGCGUGCUGGAAUGGUGUGACAGCCUUCACCGCGAAGCCUCUCAUGGAGAAGAAGAUCAGAUUCCGGGCUCGCAAGGAGGGUGAAUGUUUUCAAGGCGAGCCGAAGUUGUUCGCCAAGGACAUGUGGUUCAAUGGUUACGGCAAGAUUGCCGUAGUUCCGAGCGUCAACGUAGAAUAUAGUGACGAGGCCGCAAAGAAGAUCAAGGCUCUGAAAGGAUACCCGUCUAAGCAUGUUGCGAACGAAGGGGAUGAUAUCAAAAUCAACUGGGAGACUUCACCGCCGGAAAAGGUGAAAUCACUCAUCUGUUCGAAGAUAGUAAGCACUAAUUAG
Molecule: messenger RNA, 855 nt
Organism: Alternaria atra
Lineage: Eukaryota; Fungi; Ascomycota; Dothideomycetes; Pleosporales; Pleosporaceae
Exons: 3
Coding region: 1-855 (284 amino acids)
Source: RefSeq, a predicted model, not a curated record